Messenger RNA from Rhipicephalus sanguineus (brown dog tick), 1721 nucleotides. Its product is annotated as synaptic vesicle membrane protein VAT-1 homolog. The transcript is spliced from 7 exons. Bases 460 to 1527 code for a protein of 355 amino acids. Gene Ontology annotation, molecular function: oxidoreductase activity. Lineage: Eukaryota; Metazoa; Arthropoda; Arachnida; Ixodida; Ixodidae. The record is from RefSeq and is a predicted model, not a curated record.
ACAUGUGCGUUGGUGAAAUCGUGAAAUCGCAGGCUGUGGGUUGGCUGUGCGAAUGAUCUGUUUAUGUUUAGCACUUUCAUCUUAUCUUUCAAGGUGACAUUUCACUGUCUCUUCUUUGAUCAAUGCAGCCUAGGUUGGCGACCUUUAGAUAUGAUGAAGAAGCGUUUCGCUUGCCUCAGCGCUUAAUUAAGGACAAGAUUAUCGCAACCGGGCGGAGUUCGCUUGUGUGGGGUUCUAGCCAAAUAUUGCAUUUCUAGGUGAUGUCGAAACCACCCAGCAAGCAAGCAGUCCUUAGCUUGUACCGAAGCUUGGUACGUUACGGACACCGUUUAGAGUUGUCUGAUAAGAAUUAUUACUUCAAGAGGCUCAGAGAGGAGUUCGAAGCGCGAAAGACACUCACGGAACCAAAGGAACUUGAAUUUUACUUCAACCGCGAGCUUUUAGGAGCAGCGAGUGGGCAUGGGCGAGCCGAGCAUGCGCACCGAGAUCGUGCUCACCGGCUUCGGUGGCUACGACAAGCUGGCGGUGCGCGAGGCUGCGGACGCCACGUACUCCUUGCUCGACGACGAGGUGCUGGUGCGCGUGCGGGCAUGCGGUGCCAACUUCGCCGACAACUACGUGCGACUGGGGCUGUACGUGCAUGGACACAAGCGGCCGCCAUUCGUCAUGGGCAUGGAGGCCGCCGGUGACGUUAUCCGAGUCGGCAGCGCCGUCACGCGCUUCAAGGAAGGUGAUCGCGUGAUGUGCUGGUGCUUCACUUACGGCCUGUGGACGAGCGUGGCCGCACUGCCCGAGCGGGACUGCUUUGCCAUCCCGAACGGAAUGAGUUACAGCGAGGCCGCCGCCUUCCCAAUCAGCUACGCAACGGCCUACCUCUCCAUCUGCGACUUCGGGGGCCUCCGCAAGGGUCACAAGGUGCUCAUCCAGGCGGCCGCAGGUGGCGUGGGCUGGGCUGCUACCCAACUGUGUCACACAGUGGAAGACGUGACAGUCUACGGGACGUCGUCGGCGUCCAAGUUUUCCCUUACGCAGCAAAACGGUGUCAACCAUCCGAUUGACUACCAUGUCGAGGACUUCGUCACUGCAGUGAACAGGAUGGAGCCUAGAGGCCUGGACAUCAUAAUGGACUGCCUGUCUGGCGGAGAGUUUACCCGUGCGAGGGCACUCCUCAAACCCAUGGGACGCGCCAUUCAUAUUGGCGUGAGCAGCAUGGUGUGGGGCCAGUACUUUCGGCCGUGGAAGACGUUCAAGACGUGGUGGCAGACCAAGCUGGUGAACGUGUAUAACCUGUCCAAGGACAGCCAAGCCAUAUGCGGCCUCAGCCUGGCCACUGUCUCCGAGAGGGAGCCCCAGCGCAUGCUCGAUGUCAUGCAGCGCCUCACCGAGCUGUACGAACAAGGAAAGCUCAAGCCACACAUCGACUCCGAGUGGCCCUUCGCAGAGGUCGCCAAGGCUAUGGAUCAGAUAAUUGAAAGAAGAAAUGUGGGCAAAAUAAUACUUUUGCCGCCCGAAGAACACAAGAAGUGAUUGUUGCCAGAAGGGCAUACGAGAGUGACGAACAAAGAAUUAGGACGACUUAUGCUGUUGUUAUUAUAUUUUUUUUGCUAUUGUAAUUCUCGUAUGAAGAACAUUUCUAUCAAGCGUGGCUUUUCGCAGUGUGGCAGAAGGCCCCGUUUACAAAGUUUGUAGCAAUGUGUACAAUACCGCAAUAAAGUGGGAAU